CUUGAUCGGAACAUAAUACGCGAAAUAAAAGAAAUUAGAAGAAAUAUAUUUUAGAAGAAAUAUAAUUUCUUCGAAGUCGGAUUUCUUCGAAGUCAGAUUAAUGUCUGGAAACUCACAAUUCGUUCGUUCAUUGAAUAAUUUUUCAAGAUACUUUAUAAUACAUUUUUUUGACGUGCAUGGCGAUCGUGAUAUUUUAAAUAUAACGGCUUUUAAGUUUUUGGAUUUAUUUGUCAAAAUCCACUUGUAACGUGGAAAACUUCUUUUAGUUAUUGAGUGAUAGUGCGUGUUUAAAAAAAAUCUGAACAAAAAUGGUGAAAUUUUUGGAAGCCUCCUUUUGCUUUAUGGCGUGUAUUUUAGUAGCCGUUAAUGGAAUGGAGACUUCUGAAGUUGGUUUAUCUCUGGAAGAAGGAGCAAGUUGUGAAACAAGAGACGGUGAACCAGGAGUUUGUAAAUUACUAAUAUCUUGCACAGAAUAUUAUGAAGGAUUAAAAAACAAAACAUUGGAUUACGAUUUUAUGAUUCGUUGUUCAUUUAUUGAUGUGGAUGAAGUUAUUUGCUGUCCAUCUUUCAAUGACAAUCCAUCCAAACUUUCUAAAUUACUAACCGAUGAAAUUGCAACAGGAGAAUCUAGACAGACAAAUGUGACAGAGGAGGCACGAUUCAGCGGAAAUGAGAGACCAUCAGUGGCAGCUUGUCGAAAAUACAGUUCCGAAAAACUUGUUAAUCACAUCGUGGAUGGUCUCCCCGUUCUAGCUGGUGAAUAUCCCCAUAUGGGUGGUUUAAUCUAUCCUUUUGGUGAUGAUAUUAACCAUCGAUGUUCGUCAUCCUUGAUAUCUGAGCGAUAUUUACUAACAGCUGCGCAUUGUGUUACUCGUCCAGACUCGGUGCCAACAUUUGUUCGAUUAGGUGUGGUUAUAUGGAAUAUCACCGCAGAUGACGAAGAUAGUGAUGGACUGACACCAGUUGAUAUUCCAAUUGAGAGCAUAACAGUUCACCGACUAUACAGCAGACGCACUCAGCACCAUGAUAUCGCUCUAAUUAGACUGAACCAGGAUGUUAAAAUCAGUGCUUUUGUGCAACCUGCAUGCCUUUACACGGACACCAAGGAUAUUGAUUCGAAUACUCCUCUAGUGGUUAUUGGAUGGGGUGUUACAAAUGUUCAAACUCGAUUGCCGUCGCAUGUUCUUCUACAAGCUAAUGUGACAACAGUUCCAUUAAAAGAAUGCAAUUCUAAACACGCUGAUUAUGAUCCAACUGAUAGUUCCUAUAGCGUUGGGCUAAACGAAGGUCAAUAUUGUGCAUCUGAUCCAUCAAAAUUAAAUAAAAAGGAUGCUUGUGAGUCAGAUUCUGGUGGUCCACUUCAAUUGGUUAAUAAUAAUGGAGAUUCGACAAUAGUUGGAGUUGUUUCAUAUGGAAUUUCAUUAUCCCUGGAAGAAGGAGAUAGUUGUGAAACAAAAGCCGGUGAACCAGGAGUUUGUAGAUUACUAACCUCAUGCGGCGUUUACUAUGAAGGAUUAAAAAACAAAACAAUGGAAUAUGAGUCUAUGAUUCGUUGUUCAUUUAUUGAUUUAGAUGAAGUUAUUUGCUGUCCACUCAAUGACAAUCCAUCUAAACUUAUUCAGUUAUUAACAGGAGAAGUUGGAACAAAUACUCCCAGAGGAACAAGACAACCUGCUGAGACAGUGCCUACACGAAUCAGUGGAAAUGAUAGACCAUCAGUGGCAGCUUGUAAAAGAUAUAGUGGCACAAAACUUGGUUUCCACAUCUUGGAUGGUCUACCAGUGGCACCUGGUGAAUAUCCUCAUAUGGGAGGUUUAGUCUAUCCUUUGGGUGGUGGUGCUAGUGGCUUUGACUAUCGAUGUGCAUCAUCUUUGAUAUCAGAGCGAUAUGUUCUAACUGCUGCACAUUGUGUUAAUGAUCCACUUGCAUUGCCAACAUUUGUUCGAUUAGGUGUGGUUGUAUGGAAUGCCACCGAAGAUGAUGAAGAUAGUGAUGGUAUCCUUCCAGUUGAUAUUCCAAUUGAGAACAUAACAAUUCACAGACUGUACAAUCCACGAAUUCGUCACCAUGAUAUAGCACUAAUUAGACUCAACCAGGAUGUCGAAUUCUCUUCUUUUGUGCGUCCAGCAUGUCUUCACCAGGACACUCAGGAUCUCGAUUCAAAUACUCGACUAGUGGUUUGUGGAUGGGGAGUUACAGAUGUUCAAACUCGACAGCGGUCAGGAAUUCUCUUACAAACUAAUGUUACCACAGUACCAAUGAAGGAAUGCAAUUCUACUCACCUUGCUUUUCAUUUACCAACUAGUUCUUACAGAGUCGGACUUAAUAACGGGCAAUAUUGUGCAUUUGAUCCAGAAUUUAAAAAGGAUGCCUGUGAAUCAGAUUCUGGUGGUCCACUUCAAUUGGUUAAUAAUGGAGAUUCGACAAUAGUUGGAGUUAUUUCAUAUGGAUUUUCAUGUGCAACAAAUAUACCAGCAGUUUAUGCUAGAGUGGCACAUUAUUUAGAUUGGAUUGAAAGUAUUGUUUGGCCAUCAGCGUUUGUGUUUGGUGGUAGUAGAAUUGAUGUUAUUUGUGUAUCCGAAACAUGGUUUAAAGACACCCACAAUGAUGCAAUCUGUAAACUAGAAGGAUAUAAAGUCUUUCGCUCGGAUAGACAUGGUCGAAAUGGAGGUGGUGUUGCAGUAUAUGUGCGCCAUAGCAUUCCAUGCAAACUUAGAUGUAUCUCAGAAGCUGGAAGUGAAAUCGAAUAUGUUUUCGUAGAUAUUGGGUAUGGUGAAAACAAACUUCUCGUAGGAGCUGUAUAUAGACCAAAUAAAUACAUUAGUCUUGGUCCAUUUCUAAAAUUUAUGGAAGAGAUAUCUGUUCUAUCAUCACAGAUUUUAAUAAGUGGUGAUUUUAAUAAUUCUGGUGAUCUGCAAUUGGUUAGCAAUGCAGAUUCGUCAAUUGUUGGAAUUGGUUCAUAUAUGGACAAUGUCCAUUGGACAUGGAUGUUAAAAAUGACCUUGAUGGAUAAAAAGUCUGUUUUCAAGUCUUCGACAAUGACAAUGAAAUUCUUGGUACUGUGGUUGAGUGUGUUGAUGGCGGUGGCGACGACGACGAGGGUCAAUGCAUGGGAAUAUGAUAGUGACACUGUUACAGUUGAAUCCUUACCAGAGGGAGAUAAAUGUCAAAUAAAAACUGGUGAAACAGGUGUCUGCAGACGAUUAACAUCCUGUGGUGUAUAUUAUGAGGGUCUCAAACGAAAAACAAUAAAAUACAAUUUCCUAGUUCGUUGUUCCUUUAUUGAUUCAGAAGAAGUUAUUUGCUGUCCACUUGAAGGUCCACCACCAACUCCUCAACCAACAACAAUCCAAACACCAGUAGGCUUGGUAGAAUUUAUAACUUCAAAACCAAGACCAGCAGGAACAACAACAACGACAACAAUAAACGUCGGUCAUUUGACUUUGAGAGAAAACGAGCCAUUCUAUGAUUUAUCAAAAAUUCUAACAAGUACAACAACAAAAAGGCCUCGACAAACAAGACUUGAUGGAUCAUCGAUAAACAACAAUUUUAAUCAACCAGGAAUACAAAAAAAUGCUAAACUACAGGCACAACCAGUGAUAGCUGAGGUCUCCAAUACUUUUGAUCAAUUCGCAUUUCGUCCAAGUUCUGAUGAUUUGGAAACAACAACAACAAACAGAGCUGAAAGAUUUGAUGGAAGCAAUAAUAACUUAUUUUUGGAACCGAAUUUCCAUCAAAAUCAAAAAAGACCAAUAAGUCAACAAAAUAUUGUAAAAUUUCCAUCUGAGCCUGUAGUCUGGAAUUCAGAUGUAGAAGUCUUUAAUACACUUGAAAACAAGAAGAAUACAUCAGCUAUUAAAUUUCCUGAUGAAUUUCAUGAUUCUCGUGAAGUACAUAGUAGCAGAGUUUGGGGCUGGUCAACUCCAAGUACAGAAAGAUCUGUUAGACCAACUACAAGACGAACAACGACAACAACGACGACUGAAGUACCUGUUUUAACAGAUUGGAUGCUAGAAGCAUUGAAAAAUUCAUUGAUCUCAUCAACAACAACUCCUCCAUUCUCCAAAACUGAUGAACCUAUUUUAACCAAUUGGAUGUUAGAGGCCUUGAAAGAAACUUCUACUACAACUUCAACUCGUAGACCAUCACCACAACCACCGGUGAACGCCAUACAAUUAGUAAAAACACCAAGAUCAGCAGAUGGAGUAACAAAUCGAGAAAAUGGGAGUGAAAGACCUUCACAAGCAGCAUGUCAAAGAUAUAUCGGAAAGAAUCCAAGUGGACUUACUUAUCACAUCUUAGAUGGGCUUCCUGUUGCACCUGGUGAAUAUCCGCAUGUGGGAGGUUUAAUUUUCCCAGAAGGAGGUGGUGAUGCCGUUGAUAAUCUUUGUGGAUCAUCAUUGAUUUCGGAGAGAUAUGUUCUGACCGCUGCUCAUUGUGUUUACGAUCCACUUCGUGUACCUAUUUUUGUACGAUUCGGUGUGGUUGAAUGGAAUUCAACAGAUGAUCUUUACAAACCUUUGGACGCUGAAAUUGAGAAUAUUACACUGCACCCAGAUUAUCGUUCAAACUUCCGCUACCACGACAUUGCUUUAAUUAGGCUUCGCAACAAUGUCGAUUUCACACUUUACAUUCGUCCAGCUUGCCUUUACUCGAAUAUCAGAGAUAUCGAUUCCGGUACUCAACUUGUGGUCACUGGAUGGGGUGUUACAAAUGUCCAGACACGUGCUCGUUCUAGUAUUCUUCUAUAUACAAAUGUUACUACAGUUGCUUUAAAGGAUUGCAAUGCAUCACAUAUUGAAUUUGGUUUACCUCGUUCAUACAGAAGUGGUUUGAAUCUGGGACAAUAUUGUGCAUUCGAUCCGGAAUUCAAAAAAGAUGCUUGUCAAUCAGACUCUGGUGGUCCAUUGCAAUUGGUUCAGAACAGAGACUCAUACAUUGUUGGUGUUGUGUCAUUUGGACAUUCUUGUGCUUCGGCUAUUCCAUCGGUGUAUGUUAGAGUGGCAUAUUACUUGGACUGGAUUGAAAGUAUUGUUUGGCCAUCAUAAGGAUAUUGCUCAAAGAAGAGUAUGUACAAAUAAAUUAACUUUUAAUUUAUUUGUGCAAAAACAAAAAAAAAAAAGACUUAAACAUUUUACUUACCUCCUUUUUGUUAAUUAUUGUAGAAAAAAAAAAGAAAUGUUGUGUU
Messenger RNA from Episyrphus balteatus (marmalade hoverfly), 5188 nucleotides. RefSeq lists its product as uncharacterized. The record is from RefSeq and is a predicted model, not a curated record. Gene Ontology annotation, molecular function: serine-type endopeptidase activity. The transcript has 20 exons. Gene Ontology annotation, biological process: proteolysis. NCBI's taxonomy places the organism in Eukaryota, Metazoa, Arthropoda, Insecta, Diptera, Syrphidae. The coding region runs from base 309 to 5048 and encodes 1579 amino acids.